AUGGACUCAUCCAAACAGUCUAACAAAAUUAGUGACAUUGUGAGACUCAAACAGAUGCUCAAGAAAUGGAGGAAACAAGCACACGAAGCUAAGGCCGCCAAUAACAGCAACUCCAACAACAACAACAACAACAACAGCAGCAGCAGCAUUAACUUUCUGAAGAGGACGCUCUCUUUCACCGACCUAUCAGCCAACAAUGGGGUGCCAAGCAACAACGCCGUACCCAAAGGUUUCUUAGCUGUUCAAGUCGGUGAGGAGAUGAAACGCUUUGUCAUCCCAACAAAGUACUUGAGUCACCAAGCAUUUAGUGUCCUGCUGAAAGAAGCUGAGGAGGAGUUUGGUUACCAGAAAGAAGGUGUUCUGAAGAUUCCCUGUGAAGUGGAAGUGUUUGAAAAUAUCUUGAAGAUGGUGGAGGAAAAGAACAGUUCAAAUGCCAAACAAAGUCUUAAGUUUAGCAGAAAUGAUGUGAUUGUAUGUGGCUCUUCAGAAAGUCAGAGCCUCUCUCAAUCUCACCAUCCCCCAAGCCCAAUGUGCAGAUAA
Spinacia oleracea (spinach) is the source of this 540-nucleotide messenger RNA. RefSeq names its product protein SMALL AUXIN UP-REGULATED RNA 9. The coding region runs from base 1 to 540 and encodes 179 amino acids. The transcript is spliced from 3 exons. The record is from RefSeq and is a predicted model, not a curated record. NCBI's taxonomy places the organism in Eukaryota, Viridiplantae, Streptophyta, Magnoliopsida, Caryophyllales, Amaranthaceae. Gene Ontology annotation, biological process: response to auxin.